AUGUUUAUCGACCUUGAUAAUUUCGAGUAACACAAAUAAACAAUAAUGGACCAGAUAAAGCAUUGCGAUUUUCUAGGGUUUGAUCUAGAGUUAACUGGAAUCAAAGGGGAUUAUUAGGACACAUUUGAAGAAUUGCCCUUCGAACGAUACUUAAAGGCACGAAAAGUAAGUAUGAAAUAUAAUAUCAUUCAAUUUGGGUUGAGCAUAUUUAUUAAAUCGUAAAAAGGAUAUCAAGCGUAUCCCUAUACAUUCUAUUUAUUCCCUUAAGAUUUAGAUGACUUCGUGGGUUUGUAAGUAGGGGCAAUAUUUUUUAAUAGUGAACAUGGCAUGGAUUGGAAUAGGUGGAUUAAUAAGGGAUUAGGCUAUAUAAAUAGGGCACAAUAUUAAAAGCUGUAAGAGGAUUAUAACAAGGACUUCCAAUAAUUGGAUUAGGAGGAAUUGAAGACUCAAUUCGAAAAAAUCUUGGAUGAUGUCAAAGCAGCUGAUAAGAAAACCAUCCAAGAUUUAAUUGAUAAACUUGAAAAAUUCAAUAAAUCAGAUGAUAAAUAGACAACGAUAGAAACAACCAAUGGAUAUCAAAGAAAAGUCAUAUAUACGUAUUUGGAGGCUUAUUAGAAGAAUAUGAUUGGAGAAUCUUUGCUAAAAGGAGAGAUGAAAAUCACAAAAUUAACAAAUGCAGAGAAAUAGGCAAAGGAUGAUGAAAGAUAAAAGUUUAAAGCAGAUAGAUUUUAAACAAAAACAGGAUUCUAUUAAAUUUGGGAAUGCAUUUUGAAUUCCAAAAAGUAUUUGGUAGGACACAAUUGCUUUGCCGAUGUCAUGUUUUGUUAUAGCCAUUUUGUAUAAUGUCCUCCAAUAUCAUGGGAAGAAUUUAAGGAAGAUAUUGCUAGAAAUUGGCCACCUAUCUAUGAUACUAAAUAUAUAAUUCAAUCAGCUUAACCAUUAGAGAAAAUCAGAGGGAAAUUAGAAACUUCAACUUCCAUUGAGAAUUUAGCAGAAUUUAUCAAAAGUAAUAUGAAUUAUAUUUAAAUUGACGUGGAAUUAGAAUAAAAUUUAUAUCACACAGCUGGUUUUGAUGCUUAUAUGACUGGAUUUAUAUUUAUAAAUUUAACGAAGGACUUUACACAACAGGAAUUAUAAAACCAAAAGAAUAAAUUAAAUUAGUUUAAGAGCAAUUACAGUAUUAAUUUGAACAGUGCUGAAGAUAUUAAAUUAAAUUAAAAAUAUGUCAUCUACAUUAAGCUUCCAGAGGAAGAUCGAAGAAACUUAUAAAUAUAAAAGAAUUAAAGAUAAUAAUUUUAAAAGUCUGCUUUUGAUAACAUUGUCAAUACGUUGAAAUAAUAAUACGAUUUAUCAGCUUCCAGGACAAUCCAUUAUAAAUAUAUUUAUAUUGAAUUUAAUUAAGAAUAUAAUCUUAAGUAGAUUCAAAAUAAGUUAUCCAAGGUGCCUGAAUUUUAGGAAUGUUAACUUUUUAAUGAACAAUAAUAUGAAAAAGAUAGAAGAGAAUUUAAGGAAAAAGAAGCAAAGUUAGAAAGGUUUGAUAAAAGACAAUGA
Messenger RNA from Paramecium tetraurelia, 1551 nucleotides. RefSeq lists its product as uncharacterized. The record is from RefSeq and is a predicted model, not a curated record. The transcript is spliced from 4 exons. NCBI's taxonomy places the organism in Eukaryota, Ciliophora, Oligohymenophorea, Peniculida, Parameciidae. Gene Ontology annotation, molecular function: 3'-5'-RNA exonuclease activity; RNA binding. Gene Ontology annotation, cellular component: cytoplasm.